Messenger RNA from Camellia sinensis, 3513 nucleotides. The record is from RefSeq and is a predicted model, not a curated record. NCBI's taxonomy places the organism in Eukaryota, Viridiplantae, Streptophyta, Magnoliopsida, Ericales, Theaceae.
AGCCAAACAAACAGGAAAAGCUUAUAAAAUUUCAGAUUACAAUAUUGUAUUCUACCCUGAAAAAACAAUCGAUUCAUCAUAAAUAAAAAUAAAAAAAUCAUGUCAGAGUGGCUUUCUUUGCUCUGCACUGCCCUUGUGUGGUGUUGCUACUUGUGCAACAUCCCUGGAGCCAGUUGCAUCAUGGAAAAUGAGACAGAUAGAGUUGCAUUGGUGGCCUUCAAGGCUGCAAUAGAUCAAGACCCAUUUGGUGCCCUCACUUCCUGGAAUCAUUCACUCCACCACUGCCAGUGGAACGGCAUUUUGUGUAGUCGUCGGCAUCCUGAUAGAGUUAUUGGGCUAACUCUAAAGUUCCAAGGCCUGGUUGGAUCGCUCUCACCUCAUGUAGGAAACCUCUCCUUCCUCAAAAGCAUUGUUCUUCAAAACAAUAGCUUCCACGGCCCAAUCCCACAUGAGAUGGGUCGCUUGUUUCGGCUACAAACAAUAGAAUUCAGCACCAACUCAUUUGGUGGUGGAAUACCCAACGACCUUUCUCGCUGCUCAAAACUUGAAUGGCUGAACUUGAACUACAACAACCUAACCGGAAACAUCCCAGCUGAGUUGGGCUAUUUGUCAAGGCUUCGAACUUUAGCCUUGAGUAAAAACAAGCUUUCAGGUACCAUCCCUCCUUCCAUUGGAAACCUUUCAUCUCUUUCCAAUCUCUCUUUCGUGGAUUGUAAUUUGCAUGGGGAGAUUCCGGGAGUAAUUGCUGAGCUUCCCGGCCUGAGAUUUGUCCAGUUAUCGGGGAAUAGCCUAUCUGGUAAGCUUCCAUUUGGCCUUUAUAAUAUCUCCACCAUCAAUAUGCUCUCACUAGCCAAUAACCAACUUGAAGGAGAUAUUCCUCCUCAUAUAGGCUCCACACUUGCUAAUCUCAAGUUUCUUUCACUUUCCAGCAAUUUGUUUACUGGAACAAUUCCUACUUCACUGUCAAAUGCUUCGGGGCUUGAAUUGAUAAGUUUAUCUACUAAUUAUCUCAGUGGGACAAUGCCGAGAGAUCUUGGAAAACUUUUGGGUCUUCAAACAAUAAUAAUUAGUGAAAAUUGGUUGCAGGAGGACGUCACUUUUAUUUCGUCUCUAACAAAUUGCACCAGUUUAAAAUUUAUUGAAGCCAGUAGCAAUCUUCUUAGAGGUUCAUUACCUGACUCCGUUGCUAAUCUCUCCACACAUCUUAGCUUCAUAAAUUUGCAGAUUAAUGAAAUACACGGAAGCAUUCCUUCGGGCAUCGGGAACCUCCUCAACCUCACUGUCUUAGUUAUGACAACGAAUUAUCUUACUGGCCCUAUUCCUUCCUCCAUUGGCACACUUCAUAAGCUGCAAGUUCUGAUGUUAAACCAGAACAAAUUCACAGAACUUCCAUCUUCGCUUGGUAAUUUGACUUUGUUGAAUACUCUCAAUUUGGCAGAAAACAAUAUCCAUGGAAGCAUACCUCCGAGUUUGGGCAAUUGCCAUAGCUUGUUGGAAUUAGACCUUUAUAAAAAUAAUCUCAAUGGUUCAAUACCCCCUGAAAUUAUGAGUCUCUCUUCCAUUUCAAAAUUCCUCAUGUUAGAUCACAAUGCACUAACUGGUUCUCUUCCAUUAGAAGUCGGGUCUUUGAAAAAUCUUGCAAACAUGGGUUUGUCCUAUAAUAGAUUAUCAGGACCCAUACCAAACACUCUGAGCAAUUGUUUGAGUUUGGAAUGGCUUCAGUUGGAGGCCAAUUCAUUUGAAGGAGAGAUACCUCAAAGUUUGAGCAUGUUGAGGGGUUUAAGAUGGUUGGAUCUUUCAUGCAACAAUUUGUCAGGAUUGAUCCCAAGUUAUCUAGGUGAGCUUCAACUAGAUAUGUUGAAUUUGUCUUUUAAUAGGCUACAUGGACAAGUUCCACUACAAGGAGUGUUUCAAAAUGGGAGUACAAUUUCAAUUGUUGGAAAUAAUGAGCUAUGUGGAGGUAUUGCAGAAUUAGACCUUCCUCCAUGUCCAUCCUCCAAAUCAAGCAAGAAUAAGCUAUCUCAUAGGAUGAAAGUGAUCCUAUUGGUGGUUGUUCUUUUGAUAUUUUUAUCUUUGUUUGUUAGCUUCUUUAUAUUUCUUCAACGGCGUCAUCAUUCAAAAAAGAAGACCUCUAGCAUGCCAUUAAUCAAACAUCAAGUUUUGAGGGUUUCUUAUACAGAGCUUCUCAAAGCCACCAAUGGAUUCUCAGAGGCUAAUCUAAUUGGUGUUGGGAGCUAUGCUUCAGUUUACAAAGGGAUUCUUGAUCAAGGUGAGAUGGUUGUGGCAGUGAAAGUGCUCAAUCUUCAGACUAGAGGAGCUUCUAGGAGCUUCAUGAUAGAAUGCAAAGCACUAAGAGCGAUAAGGCAUCGAAAUCUAUUGAAAAUUUUGAGCGUUUGUUCUAGUGUGGAUUUCCAUGGUAAUGAAUUCAAAGCUCUGGUAUAUGAAUUUAUGGCAAAUGGAAACUUGGGCAAUUGGUUGCAUCAAGUCGGAGUUGGAGACCAUGGGCAACCAGAAGAACCCAGAAAUCUUAAACUAAUUCAGAGGCUAGACAUUUCCACUGAUAUUGCCUCUGCACUUGAGUAUCUUCAUUGUGGUUGCGAGUCGACAAUUAUUCAUGGUGAUCUAAAGCCAAGCAAUGUUCUUUUGGAUGAUGAGAUGACGGCCCAUAUUGGAGAUUUCGGGUUAGCAAAAAUUAUUUCUACUGUUUCAAGUGAUAUGGCACAAGGUCAAAGCAAUUCAGUUGCGAUAAGGGGAACCAUAGGCUAUGUUGCUCCAGAGUAUGGCAUGGGUGACAUGGCUUCCACACUAGGGGAUGUAUACAGCUUUGGGAUUCUUUUACUGGAGAUAUUUACAGGUAAGAGACCAACCGACGCUAUGUUUAAAGAUCAUCUAAAUCUUCAUAACUUCGUUAAGAAUGCUCUGCCGGAUCGGGUGAUGGAGAUUGUGGAUCCUUACAUUCCAUUGGAGCAUAACACAAGAAGUUGGAUUAAAGACUGCAUGGUUUCCAUUAUGACAAUUGGGGUUGCAUGUUCAAUGGAAUCACCAGUAAAUCGAAUGGAAUUGGGAAGUGUUAUUAGCGAAUUGCGUAAGAUAAAAAAUACAUCCAUGAAUGAUGGGUUGAACCAAGACUAGGAAGUUGGAAGAGAUUUUGCAACAUAAAAGCCAAAGGUUACUUCCAAGGACCCCCAAUAAUGGUUACCUAUAUGGGAUAUGAUACUCCAUCGGCCAAUAGAGUUCAAGUGGUAGCUUUGUGUUUUAUUGCCUCCUUGAUGAGUUCAUAUUCAUCAUCCUCAUCAGCUGCUUGAAUAAAUAACUGUCACUUUUCUUUUCUUUUUUUUUUUUUCUUUUCUUCCUUCCUUUGAUUAGAUUGUAUUAUAUAAAAAAUAUGUUCAUGUGAGAUAUUUCCAACUAAGAUUGUGUGUAAGAAUUAUCAUUUUGUUGUAUCUUUCAUUUGAAAUUGCAUGGCCAUAUAGCUCCCGCUCUUUAGUCAUUAUUAAAUUGUUGCUCAAAUUU